Molecule: messenger RNA, 2664 nt
Organism: Contarinia nasturtii (swede midge)
Lineage: Eukaryota; Metazoa; Arthropoda; Insecta; Diptera; Cecidomyiidae
Product: tetratricopeptide repeat protein 27
Exons: 8
Coding region: 144-2546 (800 amino acids)
Molecular function (GO): protein binding
Source: RefSeq, a predicted model, not a curated record
CACUCAUAAAUACCAAUAGACAGAUACCAUUUCAAGCACAUUAUUUUGCAGAUUUUGAAAUCGUUUUUUUUUUUUGAAAUAAAAUUAAGUUUUAUGAGGAUUUUUCAGUGAUUCAAAUCUAAUUUUUUUGAAAUACGAAUAAAAUGGCACUUAAUCAACAUUGGCUUUGUAAUUAUUCAACGAACAUUUGUACUGAUGAUUGGACACCAAGUUUAAAAGCAUUAUGGGAAUGUAAUUGGUCUGAAACUUUAAAUAAUGACAUUUUUGCUCAAAUUAUUGUGCGGAACUUCACUGACAUCGAUUUUACAGCAAAAAGUGUUGAAGAAAUGCUAUGUCUGGCCAUAUCAGCCCUUCAAGCAUUUGUUCAAGAUAAUUUUGUUGGGCCAUUGCUUAACGAAGACGACAAGUUCAAAGAAUUGUCAUGGCAUUCCGAUAUUCAACGCAUUGGCAAUGACUCAGUGCGAAAUUAUUUAAUAUCAGACGGUGAAGAAAUCAACACAAAUGUGAAUCAUCCCGAAUUGUUGGCGGUGGCAAAAUUUAUUCUUUUGCAUAUUGGUGAAAGGAUAAGUGAUGAAUCAAUUGACCAAUUUAUUUAUCAAAAUUGGCUCUUACGUUAUUAUGGUGUACACCAAUUAGUGAUUGACGAAUAUACUGAUACGUUUUUUAAUGGUAUUAACAAAGUUUCAAAUAGUUUAGUUGAAAAUGUGAACACCGUUGAGAAUAUUGAUAAAGAUUCAAAGGUGAUUUGUCUUUUGGAAAUUUCUGCAUGGCAGUUACACUUCAAACGAAUAUUUACCGCUAAAGAAAAGUUACAAAUGGCUCAACAAUUGCUCGAUGUGAACAUUACAAUCGAAGGAAAAUUGGGUGUUCGAACGAAAUACCAACAAAAACCAGUACCACAGUUGAUGUUGCGUGUAGAUUCACCAAAUGGUGAUAUUGUCGUUAUACCAUCCAUUGAGUCUCCCAUUGCGCCAGCCAAACUUCCAGCACUUUUGCAAUUGGACGAUGAUACGCGAUUAGAAAAAAUUCAAUUUAUCAAUGAAGAGGACAACAUAAUCACGAGGACAAAAAGCAUAGUUCAAGCUUUAAUACUAAGCACUUAUAAUUACAUCCAAAAAUCACAGCCCAAAGAUAAAUUGGCUAACGAAGAGCUUAUGCCUUAUUUAAUGACAUUAAUGUAUCAAGAACAAGGGCCGUGGUCCAUUCGUAUAUCGGUUUUGUUUGAAAAUAUCAUAAUGGAAGCUACACACAAACGCACCGUCGAAAGAAGCUUAAAACAAUGUGAAGAGAUUUAUAAAUUAGUAACGAAAUCAGAUUCCACAAGCAAUUUUCAUCGUUUAUCGUUUGUGUAUACAUCUUAUAUGCGUCCACAUUGGAUAAUUCGUACACAACUAGCAGACUUAUUGGUUAGCUUGGGCUUUGUUAAAACUGCUCUGGAUAUUUAUCUCGAUAUUGAGAAAUGGGAUGCUGUAAUUAUGUGUUACAAUAUGUUGGAACUCAAGCAUAAGGCGGCUGAAGUGAUUCAAAACGAAUUGAAAAAGAAGGAAACCGUUGAAUUGUAUUGCAUGUUGGGUGAUUCAUUAGAUGAUAAAACAUGGUAUGAAAGAGCAUGGGAAUUUUCAAAUAAAAGAAGUGGUCGUGCUCAGCGUCAUCUCGGCUCAUAUUAUUUUGCUAGAAAGCAAUUCGAAGAGGCCAUUCCACACUUGGAACAAUCAGUUGCCAUUAAUUCACUGCAAGAAUCGGUUUGGUCAAGACUUGGUUAUUCAGCAUUGUCACUUGAACGGUGGGAAUUGGCUGCAAAAGCGUAUCGACACUAUACACAUAUUGAACCGAACGGCUUUGAAUGUUGGAACAAUUUAGCUAAAGCAUAUCUGAAUUUGGGUGACAAACAACGUGCGCACAAAGUUCUGGCUGAAGCAUUAAGAUGUAACUACGAUAACUGGAAAGUAUGGGAAAAUUUUCUCAUUGUAUCGUUGGACACGGGCAAUUUUGAAGAUGUAUUAAAUGCACAUCAUCGACUUGGAGAAUUGAAAUCAAAAUAUUUAGACAAAGAAGUUUUGACGAUUACAGUAAAUGCAAUACUUCAAAACACACCAGACUCACAAGGUCGCCCCAGUGAACGUCUUCUGAAAAAAGCACAGAAUCUUCUAGCACAAUUAUGUGUGCAGUAUCCGACAGAAGGUGUGGUAUUUGAGCUUUCUGCCAAACUGUUCGACAAAGAACCACUUCAAAAAGCGCAGAAAUUACAAAAAGCCUAUCGUGCAUAUACACAGGGAAAAAAUGCGUGGACAAAAACAUCGGAGGGGACGCUUCAAGUUUUAGGACUUUGCAAUGAUUUGUGCGAGUCAAGUUUGAAAGCAUAUGAAGAAGUGGAAGAUAACCUUAAAACAACAGCAGUAUCACAGCUAUCGUCUGCUCGGCUUACAACUCAGGGUUGUAUCAAGGCAGCAAAUGAUUCAGAAUGGCUGGACCAAUGCAAUGAACAAAUUCUGAUGCUUACUGAUUUAUUGGAAAUCAUAAAAACGAAAUUAUUGAAUAAACCUUAAAUAUUGAUGUAAUAUGACAAAAAUGUUUUAUUAUAAUUAAAAUGUCCUCUUUGUCAAAUUUUGUGAUCGAAUCAGUUUUUAAUUUUUGUUAAAAAUGCUUUAUUAACCCAAUGGUAUU